UGGUCGGAGCGCAACGCUCCUGCUGGUGGCUUUUCCACUUCCAUCGCGCAGUCUUCUGGCCGGACCGGACGCCGCGAUCUCGCCGCGUCCCGACACCCGCACGAAAAAGCCGUCAAGUUUUCAUCCGCGCGCCGAGCCGAAAAUCAAUUUGAACGUCGGCGGCCACGCGAUCCAUUUUCGGCCGAUCGCGAUUGUUUCGAGGUGCAUCGAGUUCCGUUUCGCGCGCUGCUAAUCGGAUAAGUACGCUGGUGUAUCUGCGUUUCGAAGUGUCCAGUCGAUGUGAGGACGGUGCUUUCAUGAGGGAUUAGCCAAGAACUAGCGGAGCCGAGAGAGAGAAGAGAGAGAAAGAGAAAGAGAGAGAGACAGUGCCAAUAUGCGGGAGAAACCAUGGCUGCUGCUCGCUCUAUACGGAAUAUUAUUGGCCCACGCGGUCUCCGCAGCACUCAAGGCCAGGCCGAAAUUUAAGAUUGCGACAACCUCUACAACGACGACUACGACCACAACCGAGGAGCCACGUACAGAGGAAAAUGACAAUGGAAGUUCCGAGACAACGACGGUUGCAAUUGAGACCAACGGAACGACCAAGCACACAUUGACGGGGAUUCCACAGAUCGAUUAUAUAUGGGACCCGAAUUUACCGCGCGAGUUGAACGGUUAUAAUCUUAGUGAUUAUCCGUUCUAUAAUAGCAUACCCGAGGAUAUCGAUUUCAAAUGCGAUGGCCUGCACGAUGGAUUCUACGCUAGCGUGCCACACAAGUGUCAGGUCUAUCAUCACUGCCUAUUUGGCACCCGCUACGACUUCCUGUGUGCCAAUUUUACGGCGUUCGAUCAGAAAACCUUCAUCUGCCACUUCGUGUCUGAGGUCGACUGCGCCAACUCCAAGAAGUACUGGCACAGGAAUGACGCUCUUUACCAGGCUGCCACGACCACAACCACUACGACGACCACCGUGGCGCCAGUCACCGUGCCGACUAGUCGGCCACCUGUGCGCGACAGGGCUCCACCAAGAAGAAGACCGCCGGCCAGGAGAAGACCGUACGAUUAUUACGAGGACUAUUACGAUGACGAGUACAGUCGGCCAUCGCGAGAUUUCGCCGGCCGGGAUGACUACGAGUACGAUGAUCGGAAGUAUAGGCGGGACAGGGAUCGCGAGUUCCGGGACCGGGAACGCGAUCGUGACUUCCGGGACAGGGACUCGCCCUCGCGAAGUAGAGACGGGUCAGAUAGGGAUCGGGAUGUCGGUAGAGAUAGGUACUCGAGUAGAAGCAACAGGAGGGAUCCGCCCAGGUCGAGAGAUCCAUUGGAGGACGACGUGAGACCCCGCGGGAGAAUCCCAGACGCUCAGGGUAUCAGAUCGACGUCGAGGGAGGCGGAUGAUCUGGACGUGUACGAUAGACGAACCGAGACGAGGAACAGGGAUACCGACGAACGGAGAUAUUCCGAUAAAAGGUACCGAGAUGAUUACGAUGAUAAGGAAGUUGCGGCGCCUUCGGCGAGUGCAACAUCGAACGCGGAGGGCCUGGUAAAGCCAGCUGCACCUAGCAGUUCGGUUUAUGCACGACCAAGAGCACCGCCCAAGAUUAGGCGACCAGUACCACUCUCGGAACAAGAUAGAUAUGCAUAUAAAACUACUCCAGCGCAGCCAACGGAGGAACCACGGCGCCGACCAGUAGAUUUUGUAGAGGACGAUUAUUACGAUGACGAGUUGGAGGACCUUAGGCCGAUCAGACGACCGCUCAGAAGGAGACCCUCGUAUCGAGAUAGAGAUAGGGACAGAGAAUUCUACGAGACCCGGGACCGGGAUCGCCCCCUCAGAUCUCGUUAUCAUUCAUCGCCGGAAGAGGUACGAGUCAGGACGCACCAAGAUCGCUCGAGAGACCGUUAUUACGAAAGAGACAGAGACCGAAGCAGAGAUCGAGCUCUUGAUCGUGGCAAAGAUCGUAAUUCCGACAGAUCCUCAGAUCGAGGAAGAUCGCAAGACGCGGAGCGGCAGGAACGACCAUACACGCCUCGUCUCUCUGAUCGCGACAGGGAUGCGGAACGACCGCGAUCGUCCUCGAGAGCGAAGGAUCUUUCAGACUAUACUACUGAAGCAUCCAGAAGACCAAGCUCAUACGAUCGAACAACCGAGAAGGCAACCACUACGACUACCACUACUACAACUACAAGUACAACUUGCUUACCAGAACAGCUUAUUCACAAAUCUGAAGUAGACUCCAAGGAUGCAGUGACUGAUCGAGCGGAGAAUCCAUCCUACCUGGAACGACCAACGAGACCAACUCAAACUCAAAGCGGUCGCUUGACGAUCGACACCCAGGAUUAUCAUAGAAAUUUACCAGAGAAAUCUCAGAGAACAAAUCUCAGAGAACCUCAACAAGCGGACUACCAGGACAGAGAUCUAGAAAGUAGGAACGAACAAAGUCAUCAUCCGGUUGUGUAUUCGGACGAGUAUUCCUCGGAGUACUACGACGAGCCGCUGGAGGAUCCGCCGUCUUCCACGCUUCCACCACGAACUACCGUACGAAUCGUGAAAAGACCUUUCUUACCGUCGCGAGGCGGUACUCCCAAUCCAAGAGGAUUGUCACCGGUCGGCUCGAAAGCACCUCAUUCGCCCAGAAGGGACGAAGAAACAUCGACUGAUCACCAUAGUGCCUUGAACGAAAAUGAGUACAAGGGUUAUUACGUGCAUGAGGAGCAGCAGGUCAACAGAAAUCAUCAGGAACCGCAAUUGAAGUCGGACAACAACAAACAGACGUACGAUGCUUACAAAACUGUUCAGAGUGAUCUUCAGAAGAAACAACGGCAGGACGAGUACGAAGGCGCAAUAUCCAGACCAGCGUUGCGAAGGCCGAUCGAGAAGAGUGAGGAGGAAGUGUCGAGAAGCCCGGAGAACCUGUCCAACUCGUCUAGGGGAUACGCCACUCAAAACCAAUCGGACGAUCCGCGUAAUCAUCAUCAGGGGGAUAAUCUGGCUCCUAAAUGGAUAGAAAAUUAUUCAAGCGACAGGCAUACGGAUACGGUAUCUACAAAUCUAUCUGCGUUCCGACAAACAUCCUCGAGCCCUCCUGUCCGCAGCAAAGUGAAAGUUCCUUCUGCCGAGACCACACCGAACAUUUAUAGUUCAACGUACAAAAGCGAGGAUAUCCAGGACUAUCCUACAGGACCAGGUAACAGCUAUAGGGUGAAGCAGAGACUCAACGAAGUGACGCACCGGCUUCAGGAUAUUCCCGAGAGCGAAUACGACGUUACCUUAAACGAUGCUUUGACGCCUACUUUGAUUCAAGAGGCCAAUCUGCCGAGCGGUUUUGUCCUACCUCUUCACCGACAGUUGGGCAGAGACACGGUCCUCCAACCUUCCGAGAAUAAUUACAAGCUUUCCAGGCCGGUUAAUCAACAACAGCAGCAACAACAGUCGCAGCCUCAGUCUCAGCAUCAGCAUCAACAGAAAGCAUUCGUCCCGAGUCAUCAGUUCCUGCCAACGAGCCUUAGCAACAGCGAUCGGAGCCGAUCAUCAGUCUAUUACAGAACGCCGGAGGCUAUACAGAUCAGCGGGGCGCAGUACAGGCAGCAGAGACCAUGGCAAGAUUACGCGUAUUGACGAGACACGCGCAUACUGCACGGUGUACUAAUAUGGCUGUUUAGAGUUAGGAGUGUUAGGAAUUUCAUCGAAGACGUACACCCUGCUUCACGAACGUGAACAACAAGCGAACGUGAACUAAGUUAUAUACCGAUGCCACCGAUCGACUUACUCACAGGAAAGUCACUUUCAUGGAAGAAACGCCGCGUCGCGUAUUUUCUCUUUUAUGAAAUUGCCUUUCCGCGCGAACAGCAGCGAAUACUCACGUUCGACACUCAGCCCCGUUGCGAUCAGAUGAUCAGCGUCUUUCAUUUCUUCGAGGGGAUGCGCGACGCAUUCAUCUCACGACAAAUCGCGCUGCUUCGAAGAUAGGAAAUAAUCUGCAAGACGAUCAUUCCAGCUAGGUAUUAAUAGCAUUCGCGAGAAGUUUCGAGAUGAUAAAUUAUUGAUUAAAAUUAAAAAUAAAGAGGGAGGAUGAGAGAUCAUGAAUCGUGAAGUGGCGCUAUGUCAUGCUUGUAGAAAGAGAGACGCAGCCCAAAUACGAUGUGUUAACAAUGCGAUCGAUUGAUAUCUCAUCGUUAACACGUCGGAUAUCAGGAUAAUGAUAAAUCAUCAUACUGAUAUCCUCAUCGACACUCAUCAUUCAUGAAUAUUGCAAUGAAAAGCGACGACAGAAUUAAUAUUUACGGAUAACGGCGAUCGUAGGUAUUAUUAAUUCGUUUUGAGAUCUUCGCUAGGGAAAUUCUGGAUGACUACUAGAUCCAGCUGCAAUAAUGUAGUAUUACAUGAACAUUGUAACAUACUGUGCGUUUAUAAACGAGUAGCAAGUUUGAUGUUUCCUCUAAACAAUAGUUCGAGACGUGAUACGUUUAAUAACGAUUCAAUAACUUGUAAUAUUAAAAUAUUUCAUUCAUGUUUGUUGGAAUCGGAGUCGUUAUUGGAGUUUCUAUUGGAAACCGAAUCCCCACACAUAUACUUCUCUCUCGAUUUUAAAUAAACUUGUAAAUAAACAUACGAUAUUUUAUUGCGUACGCACGUUCGUUUGAAUUAAAUUAAAUUUGUGUUAAAUUGCAAUUUAAAACAAUGCGAGAAAUAUGGUUUUCCAUAAAAAAGCUAUAUAUAUUAAGUAUAUAUAUUAGCGCAAUUUAUAAAUAUUGUUAGCGGAUAAGUCUUCCUGAACGUACAUUUUGUUUUCAAGUUGUGUCGAUAUUCACGUACGAUAAAAAGAAUGAGGAAAUACA
This is a messenger RNA of Ooceraea biroi (clonal raider ant), 4818 nucleotides long. RefSeq lists its product as uncharacterized. Gene Ontology annotation, cellular component: extracellular region. The record is from RefSeq and is a predicted model, not a curated record. NCBI's taxonomy places the organism in Eukaryota, Metazoa, Arthropoda, Insecta, Hymenoptera, Formicidae. Gene Ontology annotation, molecular function: chitin binding.